CAGCAUCAUCUAAUUCGUCUUCCUCAGCCGCAGCUCCCACGCCUGCCCCCUCGCCCCUUCACCGGAUUGCAACUAUGGUUUUUUUUUCUUCUUCUUUUUUCCCCUUCAGAUUUCUUGAUCCUCUUAUGUGUUUUAGUUUUUUCCUGGCUAUUCAUGAUUUCAUCAUAAUUUUGACGGGAAAUUAAUCUCAGUGAAAUAAGUAAGUUCAGUUGAUCUGAAUCAAAUUAUAAGUAGGUAGGACUGUAGGAGUGGCUUCCUUAAGGGCCGAUCCAAAAUUUUGGGAGGCCGUGCCUCUACAGAAGGCACUCUUUUUGGGAUGAAGCAAAUAGUCAUAAUGAAGUGAGAGAGUUUAGAAUCCUAGCAGGUUUGGUUUGGUAUGGAUGGAAAAUGAUUCUUACUUAAGAUGUUCCUGAACAAUAUAUACCCAUUGGUUUUUUGCAAAGUAGCGCUUAAAUGUUUUUUUUGUAAAUCUUGGGCUUUUCAGCUGUAGAAGGUUUUGAGCUACCAGAUGGAUUACUAGAUGUAGAUAAAGAAAUGAUAGUGCAUUGGGAAUUUACUGGGUCUGUUGUUGCUGAUCAUUCUAUACAGAUUUGCAUGAUCAUCUUAUACUGCGGGUUGGUGUAAAAAAGUAGAACACAAUCACGCCCACCAGUCAUGUGGAACAAAGGAAUAUCCAUGACACACUACUACCCAAAUGAAAUAGAUAUAAUUUUCAUAAACACACAAUGAAAGCCAUUACAAACUUGAAGAAACCUUAUUUCCCAUCUAGAACCACUGCUGCGUUUACCACUCAACAAACUCUAAAUCCCAUUUCUUUUCACCAUGAUUCCCAAAAUAUAAGUGAAACCCAUUUCAUUUCUCUUAUCCACUCGUCUGAAUCCACCCGCAAGCUCAAAUCCAUCCACGGCCAAGUCAUCCGCCGUUUCCGCAACAGUGCCGAUACCAGAAUCACCACCCAGCUUAUCUCCGCCUCUUGUCAGCGCGGCUCCGUCAGUUAUGCCCUCUCAGUUUUCCAAUCUUGUGGUUGGAACUUGUUCGUUUUCAAUGCAUUGAUCAGGGGACUUUGUGAAAAUUCAUGUUUUGAGACCUCCAUCAGGCAUUUUAAGCUCAUGUUAAGUCUUGGUGUGCGGCCUGAUCGGCUUACACUUCCGUUUGUGUUGAAGUCUGUUAUCGGUUUUGGUGCUAAACAGUUGGGGGUUGUCGUUCACUGUGGGGUUCUUAAAAUGGGCCUUGAUUGUGACUCAUUUGUGAGGGUUUCUUUGGUUGACAUGUAUGUGAAAAUUGGAUCGUUUGAUUCUGCCAUGCAGCUGUUCGAUGAAAGUCUUGAGAGGAAUAAGGUUGAGAGUGUGCUGCUAUGGAAUGUGGCAAUCAAUGGAUGUUGCAAGGGUGGGAAGGUGAGAAAGGCUGUGGAGUUGUUUGAAGCAAUGCCACAGAGGAAUAUUGGUUCAUGGAAUUGCUUGAUAGAUGGCUUGAUGAGAAGUGGGGAACUGGACAAGGCACUUGAGCUUUUUGAUGGGAUGGAGGAGAAGAAUGUGGUUUCAUGGACAACUGCGAUUCAUGGGUUGAUGCAGAAUGGUCUUCAUGAGAAGGCUCUGCAGUUGUUCUUUAAGAUGGUAGACGAAGGAGUCAAGCCGAAUGACUUGACUGUCGUUUCUGCUCUCUCUGCCUGUGCCAAAAUGGGGGCACUUGAAUCCGGGAUAAAAAUCCACAAUAACAUGUUGCGCAACAGGUUCAAGAUGAAUGCUGCCGUUGGAAAUGCUUUGUUGGAUAUGUAUGCCAAAUCUGGGGAUAUUGAGUCUGCUUGCCGGGCGUUCAAGGGCAUAAAAGUGAAGGACGUGCGCACUUGGGGUGCCAUGUUGUGGGGCUGGGCAAUACAUGGAUGUGUUGACAAGGCCAUUCAGUGCUUUGAAGCAAUGAACCUGUCAGGAGCCGUACCAGAUGAAGUUGCUCUCCUAGCAGUUCUAACUGCUUGUUCGCAUGCUGGAAGGGUGGAUCAGGGUCUUGAGAUUUUCAAUAGCAUGAAAGCAAAUUACUCGGUGGUCCCCACCAUGAAACAUUAUGCUGCCAUAGUUGAUCUCUACGGCAGGGCAGGCCGGCUGGAUGAGGCUUUGAGAUUUAUUGAGAGCAUGCCAUUGGAUCCCGACUACAUCAUAUGGGGGGCACUCUUUUGUGCAUGCAGAGCUCAUAAGAACAUCGAACUGGCAAAAUUUUCCGCAGAUAAAAUCCUGGAGCUCGAUUCAAAGCAUUCUGGGAGCUAUGUCUUUCUUUCAAAUGCUUAUGCUGCUAUUGGGAGGUGGGAUGAUGUCGAAAGAGUAAGAACUGCGAUGAGGAGUAAAGAUGUAGGGAAAGAUCCUGGAUGGAGCUCUAUUGAGGUGGAUGGUAAAGUGCACACCUUUAAAGUUGGGGAUCGCGCUCACAGCCUAGCACAUGAGAUAUAUUCAAAAUUGGAGGACCUAACGGCCGAUGCUAGACUACAAGGGUACGCGCCUGAAACUGAGUGGGGCCCUUCAUAACAUUGAGGUUGAAGGAAAAAAAAAGGAAGCAAAUCAUGAUGAAAGUCGGCACUUCUAUUCGGGCUUCUUGGCAGUGGCAGAGGCAGACGGAAACGGUAUGGGUAUGGCACCCCCACCCCCCCACCCCCGGGGUGGAGGGGGGGGAUUCCAACAAAGGUACUCCAANCCCCCCCCCCCCCCCUCUCAAGAACACAAUCCUGCCACUGCUUCUUAGCUCGGAUUUUAGUACAAUCCUCAGUAUAGUCAAGAAGAUGAGGGUCUGCAGGGAUUGCCAUUCUCUGAUAAAAGUAUGUCAUUAGUAUCAGCCCAAGAGAGAUUUGAAGAGAUUCCAUCUUUUAAAAGAUGGUGUUUGCUCAUGCCAGGAUUACUGGUAACAUUGUUAACAUUCAGGGUGCUCAGAAAGGCGCAUGCUUCUUAUAGGGUCAUUUGUGAGAAAAUAUUCAUAGCUGAAAGGGAUACAUAAUUAUACUGUGAAUAAAAGCAUUGGUGAUUAUUACUCCAUCCAUCCCAUAGUUAUCUUUCAGCUUUCUUCUUUGGGAUGUUUCCAAUUUUUCUUCCACUUUCUCCUUAAGAAAAAGUUUGCAUGGUCCAUAUUGUUUCUAUUUCUUCUACACAAACCACCACCACAUAAGUUCUAGGAGUACUUUAUUAAGAAUAGUGUCAAUCACAAACAUGAAGAUAAUCAUGGGACGGAGGGAGCAUCAAUUUUUCAUUAGACACCUAAUUCAAGUCAAUGAUUUUCUAAUGUCAAAUCUUUGCUUCAUCUAUAUUCAUGCACCCAGAAAAUUCAAUUUUGUAUGCACACGACUGGGUAAUCAGAUAAAAUACUCCGUAACAAUUUUUUGUUGCAGGGAGUGUUUUGCAGGAAAGGGUGUGCCUUCGAUUGGGACACUUGGGAGCAAGUGGUUGAAUAGUAGCAAUGGUACGUGAUGAGAGACGAGACUGUGGUAGUGGUGGAACUAGCGGUUGGCGAUAGAGACUGAUGGCGGCGGGGGCGGAUUUGUAAUUUAUUUUGUUUCUAAAUUGUAAACAGAAAUUAAUUGUAUUAAAAUUUUGAAUGAAGG
Molecule: messenger RNA, 3577 nt
Organism: Cuscuta campestris
Lineage: Eukaryota; Viridiplantae; Streptophyta; Magnoliopsida; Solanales; Convolvulaceae
Source: the annotation of a GenBank genome assembly